UGGGCUAUGAGAGCUGCGGUACCAGCCGCCGGCUACGGGAUGAAGCAGCCACGGACGGAGUCGGAGCCCCUUUUGGGCCAGACCCGCGGCGGCGGCGGCGGAGGGAGCAGGAGCGGCAAAGAGUCGCAGCCAGUGUCUCUCUUCAAUCAUGAUCUUCCCGUAAGGGGGAGGCCACGUGAUCCCACUCAGUUGCCCAAUGUUUUUUCUUGGCCUAUAGGUGCUGCAGCCAAGCAGAGCAUCUGCAUUGACCAGGCUGUGGUCUUCAUUGAAGACGCGAUCCAGUACCGCUCUAUCAACCACCGCAUGGACCCCCGCUCGGUGUGGCUUUAUCGAUGGUAUUACUCAGACAUAUGCCAGUGGACUUUGAGCUUCACCAUUUUUGUGAUCCUGGUUUUGGCUUUUAUUGAGAUCCCUUCUUCACUCAGUAAGACGUCAGAUGUGCGCCACCGCUCCCUGCCCUGGGAGCCGCCCUGUGGCCUAACGGAGAGCGUGGAGGUACUCUGCCUGCUGGUCUUCGUAACCGACCUCACUGUGAAGGGCUACCUGUUUGGGUGGGUCCAUUUCAAGAAGAACCACUGGAUGGUGGUCUACGUCGGGGUGCUUUUCGUGUCGCUGGUAGACUGGAUUGUGUCCGUGAGUCUCCAUUGUCAGGCGCCCCUGCGCGUGCGCCGGGUCCUCCGGCCCUUCUUCCUGCUGCAGAACUCCUCCAUGAUGAAGAAGACCUUGAAGGGCAUCAGGUGGUCGCUGCCGCAGAUGGCCAGUGUUGGGCUGCUGCUGGCGGUGCACCUGCUUCUCUUCACCAUGUUCGGGAUGUUGCUGUUCGCUGGCGAGAAGCAGGAUGAUUGGCAGAGAAGGGAGAGGCAGACCUACUUCCGGAACCUGCCGGAUGCUCUGACUUCACUCCUGGUGCUGCUGACCACCGCCAACAACCCCGAUGUGAUGAUUCCUGCAUAUUCUAAGAACCGCGCCUACGCCAUCUUCUUCAUAGUCUUCAGCAUAAUAGGAAGCUUAUUUUUGAUGAACCUGUUGACGGCCAUCAUCUACAGCAAGUUCCGGGGGUACCUGAUGAAAUCUCUCCAGACUUCACUGUUGCGGAGGCGGUUGGGGACCCGGGCUGCCUUUGAAGUCCUUUCCUCCCUUUCUAAGGUGGCAGAAGCCUCCUCUCAGGAAGUUCGGGUGCAGCCACAGUACUUACUACUGGUGCUUCAGAAAGUCCAGGUGGACAGCUUCCACAAGCAGGCUCUCAUGGAGAAAGUGAGGUCCUUUCAGAACGCCCCCCUGUCAGCCAAUGAGUUCCAGAGACUCUUCAACGAGCUUGAUAAAAGUGUCGUUAAAGAACACCCGCCGAGGCCCCAGUACCAGUCUCCGUUUCUGCAGAACGCCCAGUUCUACUUUGGCCACCACUACUUUGACUACCUGGGGAACCUCGUUGCCCUGGGAAACCUCGUGUCCAUUUGUGUGUUUCUGCUGCUGGAUGCAGAUAGGCUACCCGGUGACCAUGUGAGUCACUUCAUCCUGGGGAGCCUGGACUUUGUCUUCAUCCUGUACUACCUGCUGGAGAUGCUGCUCAAGAUCUUUGCCCUGGGCCUGUGGGGCUACCUGUCCUACCCCAGCAAUCUGUUUGAUGGGUUCCUCACCACAGCGCUGCUGGUUUUGGAGAUCUCAACUCUGGCUGUGUACCGUUUCCCACACCCAGGCUGGUGGCCACAGAUGCAGGGCCUGCUGUCGCUGUGGGACAUGGCCCGGAUGCUGAACAUGCUCAUCGUGUGCCGGUUCCUGCGCAUCAUCCCCAACAUAAAGCCGGUGGCUAUGGUGGCUGGUACUGCCUUGAGCCUGAUACAGAACAUGCGGGCGUUUGGCGGGAUUGUAGUGGUGGUCUACUACGUGUUUGCCAUCGUUGGGAUCAGCUUGUUUCGUGGUGUCAUUGUGGCUCCUUCUGUAAACAGCAGCCUGGCUGCUGUCAAUGAAUCAGUGCCCUGUGGGAGCUAUGAGCAGCUGGAGUACUGGGCCAACAACUUCGAUGACUUUGCCGCCGCCCUGGUCACGCUGUGGAACGUGAUGAUGGUGAACAACUGGCAGGUGUUCCUGGAUGCCUAUCAGCGCUACUCAGGCCAGUGGUCCAAGAUCUACUUCAUAUCUUGGUGGCUGUUGUCAUCUGUCAUCUGGAUCAACCUGCUUCUGGCCCUGAUUCUGGAGAAUUUCCUUCAUAAGUGGGACAGCCAAAGUGACCUACAUCCCCUUGAUGGGACCGAGGAGGCCACCUACCAGAUGACCGAGGAGCUCCCGUUCAGGGACAUCCUGGAGGAGCCGAAGGAGGAGGAGCUGUUAGAGAAACUGAGACGUCACCUGCACCUGCAUCUGUGCAGGUGACAUCAGGUUGCCCUCCCAGCUGGGGUGGCAGGAUAGAGAUGCUGGCCUGCGGCAGGUGUUGGUCAUGGAAGAGGCAGGUGGGCUGUGACGAAGCAGGAGGAGACUUUGCUUUGACAGACCACUUAGCUGGCGACAAGUGGAGCCUGGAGACAGGAACCAGGUCCUUCGGAUGCUGCCCAUCUACAGAAUAGCUGCUAAUGCCUCAGGGACAAGUCGCUCCAUGCCACUUUCUGUUAUAAGCUGCUUCAAUGAGACUUACUUUUUCAAUUAAGCUAAGAGGGUGACUCCACGGGGCCCUUUAAGGCAGGCUGAAAAGCAAGAAGCAGUGGCCGCCUUGCACCCUGCAGCUUCCGUGGUGCCUUUGCUGCUGGUGGCCUUCAGGGACCAAAGCCCUGUCCAGGGCCUGCACAGGUUAACCAGCAGAUUUCUAAGACGUUAAGAUCGGGGUGCUGAGGGUUUUACAUGAAGAGAAUGUUGACUGUGUCUUACUAUUUUGUGGGUUGUAUGAGUGUGGUGUGUUUCUUUGGGAAUCAGAAAUGCCAAUAAUUUUCAUCAACAAGUUGUACAAAGAAUGGGAUUGUCAUUCUUUCUUCAACAUGACUCUGGUCUUAUUUCUCUGGACCAGGGUUAUCAGGUAAGGUUGUU
Messenger RNA from Otolemur garnettii (small-eared galago), 3015 nucleotides. RefSeq names its product two pore segment channel 2 (gene TPCN2). The transcript has 25 exons. Gene Ontology annotation, biological process: monoatomic ion transport; transmembrane transport. Bases 7 to 2370 code for a protein of 787 amino acids. NCBI's taxonomy places the organism in Eukaryota, Metazoa, Chordata, Mammalia, Primates, Galagidae. The record is from RefSeq and is a predicted model, not a curated record. Gene Ontology annotation, molecular function: monoatomic ion channel activity; voltage-gated channel activity. Gene Ontology annotation, cellular component: lysosomal membrane.